UACGAAUUAGAGCAGUGGGGUGCCGCGGUCAAAGCAUACGAUGAAAACGACUACGAGUUGGCGCUAGAAACAUUCACCGAGAUAAAUGUGAAUGUCUUUUUUAUUUUCAACAGUGUUUCUGAGAUGGAUCUAGUUAAUCCUGCCUCAUUUAUGCAACUCUUGGUGAGCACGAUGAAGCAGUGGUGCCGAGCAUUUAAGAAAUCAGUAACGUUAGAUCAAUAUUUUGCAAUGGCUUAUUUCCAAAAGGGUGUAUCACACUUUCUUAUGGAAGAAUUUGAAAAGGCAUUGGCGAAUUUCAAUGAUGCGCUGUUGUACCUCAGGGGAAAUCUACUCAUUGAUUAUGAACAACUUGGUCUUAAAUUCC
Acaulospora morrowiae is the source of this 364-nucleotide messenger RNA. NCBI's taxonomy places the organism in Eukaryota, Fungi, Glomeromycota, Glomeromycetes, Diversisporales, Acaulosporaceae. The record is from the annotation of a GenBank genome assembly.